GUCGCCAUUACCCUGUAACUUAGAGAUGAGUAAACAACCAAAUUUAUUUAAGAAUAAAAUAUGCAGCAAUUCUUUAAAUGAUUGAUAGUUAAAGUUUUGCACAUUUUUGUUCAACAGGUACUGAAAUUUUGUGUUGCUGUUAAUUAAUUUGUGGUAUUUUUUGGUAGAAUACUUUUAAUUUCUUUUGUAAUAUAAUAGUACUGCAAGUGCCAAGUGCCCCAACAGCAGCAUAGACGGCAUAGUAUAUGAUUCACAGUGGCGCAUUGAUUGUUAAUUACUUUUAGUGCCUAGUUACUAGCUUAGGUUAGUCAGUAAAGUAAGUUUUAGACUAAUUAAGUUAGUUGUUAGUAAUAUUAGACUUAGUUAUAAGCAUACCAUCUGUGUACUGAGUACUGUUUCAGUAGGCAGUAGGCGUAGGCCUAUAAAUUAAAAGAAAUAUCAUGGGCAUUGUCAUUGGUUCUUGCUGUGGCCAUGUCGUAAGUGUAGUUAUUAGUGUAGAGCCCAGACCCUGCCACACUCCAAGUUGUUUAUGCAGUUCAGGUGCAUAUUGGCGUAUAUUUAUUAUUUUUUAAUGCAUUUCGUAUUUUCUCAUGUAAACUUGCGUGUUAGUAUUCUUUAUUAAUUAUAUACAGGCAGUUAUAGUUAACUAAUACUGAAUUAUACUUAUACAGCGCUUUUUUUCUUGAUUUCUAAAGCGCCUUAAAACAUCCCCCAACCAAAGUUACAUAGCCCCAUUUGUUUUGUUGUUUUUUUUUCCAUCCUCUGGCCAGGUUUUUAAUCACUUAUAAGUUAGUAUGCUAAACGAAAUUUUCAAACUGUAGGCUAGGGAUGUUCACAAAAAAGAAUGAAAUAAUGGAUUUUUCAUCAAGCGCAAGACCCCCCCCCCCUUUUCUUUUUUUUCCUCUCAGACUCAGAGCGUUCAGAAUAUACGGGUUGUCCCUUGAAGUCGUGAGGGGGGGGGGUGGAGGAUUAGAAGUGGAUUACCGCCUAAGGCAGCGGUAGUGGGAUCACUUUGGUCAAAAUGGCAGGAUGAAAGAAAUUUUCAAACUUAAGGAUAGGGAUUUUUCCAAAAAAGAAUGAAAUAAUGGAUUUUUCAACAAGCGCCAGACCCCCCCCCCCCUUUUCUUUUUUUUCCUCUCAGACUCAGAGCGUUCAGAAUAUACGGGUUGUCCCUUGAAGUCGUGAGGGGGGAGGGUGGAGGAUUAGAAGUGGAUUACCGACUAAGGCAGCGGUAGUGGGAUCACUUUGUUCAAAAUGGCAGGAUGACCAAGAAACAAUAAUUCAAAUUGUUGAUCCAACGGAAAUUUUAAAUGAUACAGCAUUUGGUUUAUACGAACACUUUGUGAGGCAACAAAUAACAUUAAUACAACUGUGGAAUUUCUCGCAAGGUGCUCACCUUUGAAGAAAAAAAUGGAAUGUAACUAUUGCAAUGUGGCUUGUAAACUGGCUACAUAUGUCAAGUAUGAGAGUCCCCUAUAACUGGUUAUAUUUGAUUAGUAAAGUUAUAAAAUAAAUACAACAAGAUACAUCAGAUUGGGCAACUUUUACAACGUAUCUUUAAAGACAGAAGAGUUAUCCUUGAUUUACCAAAAAGCCUCCAUAAAAGACAAAAGAUCCAUAAAAAUGUACUUUAUUUAUCUUGUAAAAUUUUUUUUAAAUGUUGUAUUCCAACAAAAAGAUGUUAUUUAUUUUUUUUUUUAAAUAAAAACAUUCACUUAAUUUACACGUAAAAAUACGAAAUUCGACCAGAAAUAAUAUACGCACCUGAACUGCACUUUUAGCAGUUUGUGAGUAUGGGGGCUGGCGCCAGGGGAGAAAUAGUAUAGUAUAAAAUGUAAUUAUACAAAUUGUUUUAAUAGCGUAUCAGGAGAAAGAAUAGAUAUUGAUAUUGAAAUCGAGUAAUUAUAUAUUUUAACUUAACUUAACGCCUAGGCCUAAGUCUAAAAACCCAAAAUAAACCAGAAACAGUAUAGGUACAUCAUUACUUGGUCACAGAAUGCUUGGGUAAUUUAUUUUUUGCCUGGUGGCCUUGCCAAAUACCGCUGAUACCAGUGAGUGUUGCACUGUCUUUUUCAUGACAUUUACUAGGAAAUUGUGUAUGUGUGUGUGUUAAAAUUAUUUUUAUAAAUAUUAAUUAUGUACCACAAAUAUAAAUAAAAUGUAACUGCCUCCAUUAAUUUGUUUAUCGUUGUUCUAGGAAUGAUGAAAAGCAUAUGCUUACCAAAGGCUUGGCCUCAUGUCUGGUAGAAAGCAGAAGCGGGUUGGCCCAGCUGAAAGUAACAGUUCUUUGAUUGAGAUUCGUCCUUCUCGUAUACUUAGGAUUCAGCAUUUUAAUUCAAGGCCAAGAGAUGAUAAAUUUGAAAAAGAGAUGCAGCUCUACACUCAGUAUAGAAAAAAAAACAUUUCCUCAUCUGGUCCUCUUACAAUGCCCAAAAAGCAUAAAAAGGAUUUUACAAAUAAAAUACCUCAGCAAAAUUUAAAAUCAGGAACAUCAGCGGCAGAAGACAGUCAUGACAAUAAUUCAGAAUCACAAUCUGAUUGUCAUGCUUCCAAAAGAUCAAACAUGAAUUCACCAGGGAAAAACACUAUAUCACCUCUCAGCAGCCUGACAUCAUCCCCAUCUCAUCUAAAUGCCACAGCGGAAAUCAGAUCAGCAUCAAGUGUUCAACUUGCACUUCGCAACAAAAUGUUGCUUCUAAAUAAUCAGGAAAACACAUUAACUAAGACCUCUCAAGAAUCAAGUAAAAAUACCCUUGUGAAGAUUCAGCAGCUCAACCAUGGAACUGGAACUAACCUGGAUCUUGCACUAAUCAAUAAUUUCCAAAUGGAAGGGGAUGAAAGUUAUAGUUGUCCUCCUGGGGCCUUAAGUCUACCUACCAGAGAAAAAAAACACAAUGAUGCUUCAUUCUAUCCAGAAUUAUUUAAGAAACAAAAGCAUAAAGAAAGUUCCAGUUCUGAUAGUGUUGAUGGUCCUUCAACAUCCAGUGAAAAUUAUAUAGUACCAGUAGUAGUAGAUAAAGAUCUGGUCCUCUUUUUUAUUCAUGGAGUUGGUGGUUCAUCAGAUGUUUGGUACUCUCAAGCCCAGUAUUUUGCCAAUCUUGGCUAUGAAGUUGUUAUACCAGAUUUGAUAGGUCAUGGAUUUAGCUUUGCCCCAAGAAAUGCUAAGGCAUAUCACUUCAAAGAAAUAGCUGCAGAUCUUGAAGAAGUAUUUGAUAAAUACUGCAAGAGGAGAAAUAUUAUUAUUGGACAUUCUUAUGGGUAAAUCUGAACAUUAUAUAUGCAAUAUACACUGUAACAGUAUUUUUACUUUUGUAUAUUUGCUUUAUAUUUUUAUUUACCUGAACUUUAGAAAGGAAAAAGAGAAGAUAUGGAGUUUGAAAAUCGUAUAAAGAUUUGCAGAACCUGUAUUGUAAAAGUUAUUUAACAAUUAUAAACAUUUCUUACUAGCCAAUUUUUACUAGACCUUAUUACCCUUCUGUUUUUUCACUGUUAUCACAAUAAUUUUCCAUUUUACCUCUGAGAAAUGGGAUUAAAGCCUUAUCAAAACUUCAUAUCAGACUUGAAACUUUACAAACCAAUAAACUCUGAGUGAUAAGUGGCGCAUACAAUUUAUAGGCUAAAUUCUUUCUUUCCUUUACAACUAGGAUAAACCAUAUAGACUUAAUUUUUCUUCAUCAAAAUUAUUUCGUUCUAAAUGUUUAAAUUCACAUGUUUAUUUAAAUUAUACUGGUUAUAUUAUCAGUAUUUUAUAUAUUUCAGUGCAUCAUUUGCAACAUUUUUGGCUAGAAACCGCCCAAGACGAGUGAAUAAGUUGAUUCUAAUCAGUGGAGGACCCCCAACACCCUUAGCACCCCAAGCUGGUGUUUUCACUUUACCUUAUUGCAUGCUCGCCUGUAUAAAACCUUGUCUUGUAUGUGGAUUUCACAAGUAUGUACAAAAUAAGAUUUACAAUAAAAAUGAUUAUCGGCUUUAAAAAAAAAUGUUGUUAUAAGUUACUUAAUCUGAGAUGCAAACAGUUUUAGUUUACCUGCUAAGCUUUACAUAAUUAUACCACUACUCAUUAUAAUUUCAAGAAAUAAACAUUUUAAAAGUAUUCUCUUGAGCUAGGCUUGUAUAUUAUAUUUCAUCAUGGUUUAUUUUCUAAAAAAAAAAAGAGGUGCAUUUCACAAGACACGAACUCCAGUUAUUCCUAAAGAGGAGGCAUUUAAUAUCCCAGCAUAUGUUCUACAGAACAUCAUGAAUGGACAGGACUGGCCCGAUGGAGAUGAACUAUUUCACAACUGGGUGACUUGCCCAUGCCUACUUAUCUAUGGCGCUCAGGAUCAGUUAGUGUCAUUGUCUGAUGAAGAGGACAUGGCUCAGGUUUGAUUAGUUAUAAUUAUUAUAGGCCUAGAUUUAAUUUAAGUGACCGAGAUGUCAUUUAUUCAUUGUCUGCUUUUGAUCCUGCACAAACUUUUUUUUAAAGACUCUAGCCCUAUUUUUCACACAAAAAUUAUCCUUAGUAACACACUCUCACCCUAAAAAAGGUUGGGCCAAUGGCCAAUCAUCUUUGCACUACCAGUAUAAGAUUAAAUUUGACAAUUUUAAUGUAGAAUCUCAUGUAGACCAAAUAAGUUGUCAGUUCCCACAGAAACAAGGACAUUGCAACAUUACUUUACAGUAUAAUGUUUUAAAUUAAAUCAGCAGUUUUCAAAACUGUCAUCAGUUUCAUGAUGGGAACUUGGGUGUAAAUAUGACAUCCCAUUGUUGUUGUUGUUUUUUUUUAAUGGGUUAAUAAGCUUAGGCCUACAAACUUUUUUCUUCAAUUUUGAUAAAAUACAAAUGAUCAUAUUCAUAAUUGUUGAUCCAUUUUUUAGGUAAUAUUUGACUCCAAGCUAGAAGUGAUCAAAGAUGCCAGCCACAUGGUGAUGAUAGAGGCCCCAGAUGAAGUGAAUCAACUUUUGGAGAAAUUCAUUCUAAAAUCUGUUGACCCAGCAAGUAGUCUUCCUCAAAACAGCAAUGCAUUACAAUCUGAGUCGAACUCCUCACUGCCCGCAGAAAACUUGAAAACCAACAGAUCCUUAAAGUCUGCCAGAUCUCAGCAUUCUUUACCGCAGAAUUUACUUAGCAAAAGCAUUACAGGUUGAUUAUUUUAUAAUUUAGCCAAUUAAAACAUUUAUUACUUUAUUGCUAAAUAUUAUUUUUUUUUUAUUCCUACUAGAGCGUUAAUUCUAUUUUUUUAACCUAAAACUAACCUUGCUUUUAAAUAAUAAUAAUGCAUCAUGUUUACUUUUUUUUUAAUAGUUUUAUUAAACUUUACAUGACAUGAAGUCUGUCUGUCAGUCUGUUUCAAUUUCUUCCCUACCCUUUUUUAAUUCACCUCCCUACAGAUAGCUACACUUUGACACACACUUUGAUGUCUGUGCAAAACAUUUUAAGAGAUUAAAAUUUGAUGGAUCCCAAAAUGACCUGUCCUUUAAGAUAAUUUUUUUAUUAUUAUAAGUUAUUUUAAGACAUUCAAAAAGGAAGGAAGAGAGAAAAAUGUAUUUGUUAAGUUAAACACUUGCUUUUAAUAUUUAGGCAUACACGUUUUAUUAGUGUUUUAAAUUAUUGUUUUUAAGUUUUAGAUGUCAGAAUGUAAAUUAAUCUUUAUAAUUGAAGGUACUUAAUUUGUUAAAAUUAUGUUGACCUUAAAUAAUGUAAAUAAUAUUUUAUUUUGAGAUUUCAUGUAUAUUGAUUUUUAUUAGAUUGUAACUAAUGUGUGGCAUAAAUCUUGUUUAUACAUUGU
Messenger RNA from Lymnaea stagnalis (great pond snail), 5767 nucleotides. Lineage: Eukaryota; Metazoa; Mollusca; Gastropoda; Lymnaeidae. The record is from the annotation of a GenBank genome assembly.